AUGCGAAGGCUGAUGUGUUCCCAUUUUCGAUGGAGAAGGAAUGGUUUCCAGGGAUGGAGAUGGUGGUGGUGGAGACAGGUUGGUGGCGGAGAUGCAGCUGGCACAGAUAAUGCCUUGGUUUAUAACGGGAACAUAGUGAGACAGGUGGCUGGCAAUUUCGGCACUCCUAAGAGGCCAAGGGCAGGGCUCAAGGUAUUCUUGUUGGGUCUGUUUGAUGAGAAUGAGAAGGGUGAACCGGAGUAUGAGAGGCACUUCGGUAUCUUCAGGGCUGAUGGCGCAGAGGCCUAUGACUUGAUCUUCGGAAAGUAUCGGGAAGAAGCUUGGCAAUGUUUUCUCCUUUGCUUGAGCAGAAUCUGUCAAGAAACGGCUAGCACAAAACAGUUCCGAUGCUUAUUUUCCUCUGUUCUUGCAGUGGCUGCACAGAUCGGGAUCUGCUAUGGACAAGUUGCAAACAACCUUCCACCACCUUCCAUAGCCGUGAAAAUUCUCAAAGACAAUAAGAUACCGAAUGUCCGCCUGUUCAACACCGAGCCCACAACUUUGGCCUCUUUCUCUGGUUCUGGGAUAAACUUAACUAUCGGAGUCCGCAACGAAGAUCUCCAUGAUCUUGCUUCCGGGAACACUGGGACCUCCCUCAGGUGGCUCCAGUCCAACAUCUUCCAACAUGUCCCUCCAGAGCAGGUCCAAUAUAUUGCUGUCGGGAACGAGGUCUUCCUAAAGGACCCAUACUACACUCCGUAUGUUGUGCCGGCUAUUUUAAAUCUCUUCCAAGCUCUAGGAGUCCUAGGACUCUCGGGAAACAUUAAGCUGUCGUCUCCUCUGGCGGCUUCAGUUCUCUUGGACACUUACCCUCCGUCCUCAGCGAGAUUCGACCCGGAUCUACUAUCCUAUGUUAAGCCUCUCCUGCAGUUCCUUCAUGACACGGGCUCGCCUUUCAUGGUGAACGUGUAUCCCUACAUUAGCUACACAAACAAUGCAAAGUUCAUCUCCUUGGACUACGCUUUGUUCAGAGGAGGAAGUGCACUCCGGGAUGGAGAUUUGACCUACACGAACCUGUUUGAUGCGAGCAUUGAUGCGUUCUCAUUCGCGAUGGAGAAGGAAGGGUUUCCGGGGCUGGAGAUGGUAGUAGCGGAGACUGGUUGGCCAACAGGUGGUGGAGAUGCGGCGGGCACAUAUAAUGCCUUGGUCUAUAAUGGCAACUUAGUGAGACGGGUGGUGGACAAUGUCGGGACUCCUAAGAGGCCAGGGACAGGGCUCAAGGUUUUCUUGUUCGGUCUGUUUGAUGAGGAUGAGAAGGAUGGACCAGAGUAUGAGAGGCACUUCGGUAUCUUCCGGGCUGAUGGCGCAAAGGCCUAUGACUUGAUCUUUUGGUAAAUAUUAGAAGGAAACGUGGCACGCUUCUUUGCUUGAGCAGAAUCUCUGCAUCUUUUGGGACUUCCUGCCACGACUCUUAUGCAAGGUUUUAAUGUGUCUAGUUAAAGAACCAGAUCGCCUCUGGAUCGG
Messenger RNA from Punica granatum (pomegranate), 1503 nucleotides. Lineage: Eukaryota; Viridiplantae; Streptophyta; Magnoliopsida; Myrtales; Lythraceae. The record is from RefSeq and is a predicted model, not a curated record.